Nomascus leucogenys (northern white-cheeked gibbon) is the source of this 3219-nucleotide messenger RNA. The record is from RefSeq and is a predicted model, not a curated record. NCBI's taxonomy places the organism in Eukaryota, Metazoa, Chordata, Mammalia, Primates, Hylobatidae.
GGCGGUGACUCCAGAGCUGGGAGCCUGGCAGCGUCCUCACCCCGGGAAGGCAUGCGCCCCUCUGCGGGCGGCCCAAGCCCUGGGCCCCCUGCCCCCGGAAUUGCCCAAGACGCCGGGUGACUCCUCCCCGGGGACUCUCCCACUCUGGGACGCGUCACUUUCCCCACCCCUGGGUCCGGACCCCGGCGGCUUCUCGCGCGCGAGCCACGCGGGGAACAAGUCGCGGCCACCUGCUCCGGAGCUGGGGAGCCCGGGCGCCGUCGGCCCGCGCGUCGGUUCGUGUACCCCGGGCCCCAUGGAGCUGCGGGUCAGCAACACCAGCUGCGAGAACGGUUCUCUGCUCCACCUCUACUGCUCCUCCCAAGAAGUCCUGUGCCAGAUUGUCAGUGACCUCAGCCCUGAGGUGCCCAGCAAUGCCACCUUUCACAGCUGGCAGGAAAGGAUCAGGCAGAACUAUGGCUUCUACAUCGGCCUGGGCCUGGCCUUCCUGUCUAGCUUCCUCAUCGGCAGCAGCGUCAUCCUCAAGAAGAAAGGCCUCCUGCGACUCGUGGCCACGGGAGCCACUCGAGCUGUGGCUGCUGGAGAAGUUGCCAACUUUGGAGCCUAUGCAUUUGCACCUGCAACAGUCGUCACACCUCUGGGAGCACUGAGUGUCCUCAUAAGUGCCAUCCUCUCCUCAUAUUUCCUGGGGGAGAGUCUGAACCUGCUGGGGAAGCUGGGCUGUGUGAUCUGUGUGGCCGGCAGCACAGUGAUGGUGAUACAUGCCCCUGAGGAAGAGAAGGUCACUACCAUCAUGGAGAUGGCUUCCAAGAUGAAAGACACAGGGUUCAUCGUGUUUGCUGUGCUUCUGCUGGUGUCAUGCCUCAUCCUCAUCUUUGUCAUCGCCCCACGUUACGGGCAAAGGAAUAUCCUCAUCUACAUCAUCAUCUGCUCUGUGAUUGGGGCAUUCUCCGUGGCUGCUGUCAAGGGACUGGGCAUCACCAUCAAGAACUUCUUCCAGGGGCUGCCAGUUGUCCGGCACCCACUCCCCUACAUCCUGUCCCUUAUCCUGGCACUGUCCCUCAGCACUCAGGUCAACUUCCUCAACAGGGCACUGGACAUUUUCAACACUUCCCUGGUGUUCCCCAUCUACUACGUGUUCUUCACCACGGUGGUCGUUACCUCAUCCAUCGUCCUCUUCAAGGAGUGGUACAGCAUGUCUGCUGUGGACAUUGCGGGCACCCUCUCGGGCUUUGUCACCAUCAUCCUGGGCGUGUUCAUGCUGCAUGCUUUCAAAGACCUGGACAUCAGCUGCGCCAGCUUGCCCCACAUGCACAAAAACCCACCCCCUUCUCCUGCCGCAGAACCGACUGUCAUUAGACUGGAAGAUAAGAAUGUCCUGGUGGACAAUAUAGAACUUGCCAGCACCUCAUUGCCAGAAGAGAAACCCAAAGUAUUUAUAAUCCAUUCUUGAAGCUUGGAAUAUGUGAGUGAGACGAUGAGCCCGAUGGUACAGCCUGACCUCCCAAUUUCAAAACCACCUGGUUAUUUUCCAGUGCAACUGUUACCAAUGGGCUCUCUUUUCUUGAGAAGUUCAUUUAUACCUCAUCACUGUUUCCAGGAGAAAAAUCUCUACCCAAAUAGCAGUGGUGGCAGAACUUCCUGGAAACAGACUCAGUGACCAAAUACCCAAGUUUACAUCAGUGCCUGCAGGUCCCCCGGACCUCCCUUCUCAUUCAUUCUUUCGGUGCCAUCUCUAUGCCGUUGGGAAGAAGAUGGAGUCUGACCCAUUGAAUGUAGCACAGUCCAAGGACUUCCCUGAGAUAUUGGUCAUUGGGAGUUCCUUCACACCAAUUCUCCUCCUGAGACGGAAUCUCCGUUGUUGUUGUUUUCUAGCCCAAGGAUGACAUAGAGCUGGCUCCCAGAGGCCCAGAGAGCAAUUGGCCAUGCCUCCCUAUCCAGAGCUGACAGGGACACAACCAAUGUAAAAUAUCCUGUUGCUCUUGUCACUUCCUCUUUGGAGGCAGAAGCAAGACCUCAGCUGACCUUCUUACUGUGAAAGCCACUUGAUGUCUCAGGGAAAAAUUUCAACCAGCUCAUUCCCCGAGCACUCCAGCCUAGCAGUCAGCACCUCGGCAUCCACCCAGUCCAUCCCACCAUCACUCCUUCCCCCUCUACUUACAUCCUAAGGAGUCAGUCACUGAGACAUAAAGGCAGUAAUCACAGAACUGGAAACAAAACAAUAAUAGAGCCACAGCCAAACUCUGGUGGCCAAACCCAGUGUUUCAUGUUGUCUUACUCUGAAAAAAGAACAGCAAAUUCACUGCUUCAAAGUGGCCUGGCUGCCAAGCUAGAAUUUGGCAGAACGCGCUUUUCUAUUCCUCAAGGAGUCAACCAAUCUGUGAUCUGGGGAGGUGGGAAGAGGAUGAGGAGCAAAGUUGGGAUUUGGCAGAAGGCAGUCCCAGGCUCUCUGGAUACUAGGGACUAACUUUUGUGUUGACUCUGGUGCUCAUCCGGGAACUUAGGAGAAAAGAGCUCAGGGGUAAUUUCUGGGCUGCAGCCUUAAAGGCUUGGACAGUGGGAUCAGCUGUGAAUCUCAAUGGCCAAGUGGAGGUGCAGACUUGGCAUGGGGUGCAUUCUAGCUGUUGACCAGAUUGCCACCGAGUCCCCCGCUCCACUGAUGAGCUGCCCACACUAGGAAGCAGCAUGCUCUGACUGUUCCAACACCACCUGCUAUGGGGAGUACCUUUGGUCCCCUCACAUUUGGCCAGAGGCAUACAAAAAACCAGAGCAGCUGGAGAGAGAGAUAAUUACUAUUCCUUCCCAUCCCAUCUCCCUUCUAGCCACAAGAGUGUGGGGGUUGGAGAAGAACCAUUAGAAAGGGAAAUUAGUGGGCUGGUAUAUCUGGAAAGAGGCAAGACUUGAUCCUCAGCCCCGAGGUUGGUGCAGGGCCUCCCCUGUGUGACUGACUCUACCUGCACUCUGUGUUUAUAUCCUGUGCCCUAAGUGGGCCAAGCCCAGGUAAAUUCCUGCUGGCCUUGGAGCUCCAAGGUUUGGCUGACCAGCAGACUUCCUCCCUGACUCUUCAGCCUCAAAUCCCCAGUUUUUGAUGAAUGUGGCUUUCCGUCUGUAAUUAAAAGCAAUGCAACAAGUUGGAUCUUGAGAAUGGCAGUAAACUGAGGGCCCUAGGAGUGUGGUCUGCAGGGUCAAGAAUAAAGAGUACAGAUUAUAUUUACUUGA